AUGGAUGAAGAAUUGGUCGAUGAGGCAACCCAAUUGGAGAUUGCUGAGGAUUCACAGCGCCAAAACAAAGAUUCACCGCACACGGAAUGCCGAAAAAUCUUAAAAUCCCAAGAAGCCUUUAUCCCUGUUAAGCAGGACUACUCGCAGAUACCACCUCGGGAAUAUGAUGGCAUUCUACAUGGUAAAAGUGUAGUUGAAGGUAUUGACCAUGCAGAUACAUCACAGCAUCCUCGUGAAAGCCGUUUUAUGGAUGAUGCUGAUGCUAUGGUUGAAGAAUUAACAGUAAAAAGCUACAAUGGCUCAAGCUUGGAUAUUGGUACAUCAAACAACCGAGGGCAAAUGUAUAAUCGGCAGAACCAUUGGCAGAAUCUUUAUCAGGUAGCAAGUAAUUCAGGAAUUGGAAAUUCACUGAGUGAUAUUGGAACCAGAAACAGUGUCCAGGCCACUUCUAGUGCUCGGGAAGAUAUUGGAUCCUCAUCUUUCCCGGAGAUGCUAGCCAGAAAAUCUCUCAGUGAUGGCCAGAGCAAUGUGAUGGAACACUUGGCAGCUGCUGAAAAUAAAGAGGGUGCAGGUGAUGUUCGUCAAGGAAUACGGACAAAAAUUAUAUCCCAAUCAGGAUUUGCUGAGUUUUUCAUAAAAAAUACACUGAAGGGUAAGGGUAUUGUAUAUAAAGGUCCGACUUAUGAUGCCUUCUGUGCUCAGUCUAGAGAGCAAAACCGGAUGAAGACUGACAUUGAUACACAACAGAAUCAAAUGAGGACCAGCAUUAGCACAGAACAGAAUCAGAUGAAGACCAGCAUUAGCACUGAUCAGAAUCAAACAAGGACCAGCAUUGUCACAGAUCAGAAUCAGAUGAAGACUGGCAUUGUCACAGAUCAGAAUCAGAUAAAGAAUGGGAUUGGCACUGAUCAGAAACAGAUGAAAACUGGUACGGUUACUCACUUGAACUCUAAUCAAUCUGUGGGCUAUGGUUCCAAAACUGCAAAGUUUUCUUCCUAUUGUGGUGCUAUGCCUAGAUCUGGCAGGUCUGAAUGUAAUGGUGUGACUUUGAGAGAAUGGUUGAAACAUGGGCACCACAAAACUAGCAAAGUGGAAAGUUUGAAUAUAUUCAGGAAGGUUGUGGAUUUGGUGGAUAAUUCUCACUCCCAGGGAGUUGCAUUGCAUAACCUAUGUCCAUCUUAUAUUAAAUUGACGCCAUCAAACCAGGUCAUGUACCUUGGUUUACCUGUUCAAAAACAAAUGGUGGAUAAUACCGUAACUUCUGAAGUUGUCCAUGUAGAUAAUCCUGUUAUUAGAAAAAGGCUGUCAGAGCAAGUAACAUUUCCUUCUCGUGAUAUGGGGUCAAAGAAGCAAAGACUUAAUGAGACUUUGAGAGUUACUGGUGGUGACUUGUGUCUUGAAACUGCAAGUGAUAGGAAACUUCAUAGCGGAUCGCAAGAUUUUUACAAUGAAUAUGAAGAAGAUACCAAAUUUUCUAAAUAUAAUAUUGGAAGAAUAUCUAGCAUCCCUCAUGUAUCUAAUGCUGGUAAAAUGCCAUUGGCUUCAUGUGAAAACUUGGAAAAUAAAUGGUACACAAGUCCUGAGGGAGGUUAUGCAACAUCAUCAAAUAUCUACUGUCUUGGUGUCCUCCUUUUUGAGGUGUGUAGACAAGUUAUGAUGCCUCUAUUUUAUGAUGCCGUUUCAUGUAUUCUGUUGUAA
This is a messenger RNA of Sphenostylis stenocarpa, 1698 nucleotides long. The record is from the annotation of a GenBank genome assembly. Lineage: Eukaryota; Viridiplantae; Streptophyta; Magnoliopsida; Fabales; Fabaceae.